This is a messenger RNA of Ichthyophthirius multifiliis, 2051 nucleotides long. RefSeq lists its product as hypothetical. The transcript is spliced from 4 exons. Gene Ontology annotation, cellular component: catalytic step 2 spliceosome. The annotation marks the transcript as partial. NCBI's taxonomy places the organism in Eukaryota, Ciliophora, Oligohymenophorea, Hymenostomatida. Gene Ontology annotation, molecular function: RNA binding; protein binding. The record is from RefSeq and is a predicted model, not a curated record.
AUGCUGCAGAUUUUUUCAGAAGAAUAAAUUUAAGAAAUAAUAAAUAAUAUAUUAGUAUAAAAAAACGAUCAAGGAAUACUUUACCUUGAACAAUAUAAUAUUAAUUACAUAUAAAAUUAUAUAAUAUAAAACUUUAAAGAAAUAAAAGAAUUAUUAUCAAAUUAAAAUUCUUUAGAUAUAGUUGAUUUUGUCUAUUUGAUGGUUGAUAAAAUAGUAGAUCAUACAAUAGGAAAUUAUAAUGACGCAAUAUAUAUAUCAAUUUCCUUAUGUGACUUUUUUAAAGCUGUAUGUCAGUUUGAAUAAAAUAAAUAAAAACUUACAUUUAAAGAUAUCUCCAAUUUUAUUUGCUAAUUUAAUAUUAAAAAAUAAAGGGAAAUAGAAAGUAAAUUAUUACCUUUAGAAAAUAAAUUCAAUCUAAAUAUAUAAGAGAAAACAUUUCAGGAUAUAGAUUUUUAAGCACCUAUUAUUUUAUAAGAAAAUGAUUCCAAAUUAAAAAGAAUUUCUAAAGAAAAAGUACAUAUGGAUUCUGUUCAUCAUAACAAAAAUUAAAUCAUCUAAUCUCGAUAUAUAGAAGAAUAAGAUUAAAUAAUUACUUUAGAUAGUUAUUCAGAUAUUUUUCUUUUUUAUAAUAAUGAUUGUAAAAAUAUUAAGAAAUUAAAAAUACAAUCUUAGUUUAUUAAAGGAUAAGCCUGUUUAGAUUUUUUCUGGUCUUAAAAAUAAUAAAGAAUAGGAUCUUGCUUUAAAGAUGGAUUUUUAGCAUUUUGGGAAGCAAGAGAUAAUUUUUAAUUCGAAAAAGUAUUCUAAGUAGGAUAAAUAGAAGAAUAAUAUAAAAUAUGGUAUGUUGAAACAAUUAAUUAAUGGAUUACAUGUGAUAAACUAAAUAAUAUAUAUUUCUGGGAUUUAGAAAACGAAAAAUAUACGCAUAGCAUUUCUUUUAGUAAAGCCAUAAUUGAUGUUUGUGAAGUUUAAUACUUAUAAAAAGCAGUAAUUUUAAUAUAGGAAAAUACUAUUGUAUUAUUAGAUUUAAUAUAAAAGAAAAAAAUAUAAUAACUAUAAGGAUAAUAGAAUAAAAUACAUUCAAUAGCAUUUUUUAAAUAAUAUUAAACUAUUUUAACUGCUGGAUAUGAUAAUUAUAUAAGCAUUUAUAAUAUAACCGAAUAAUUUAAUGACUUUAAUCUAAUAGGCAAUUUGAAAAAACAUCAAACUAUAAUAACUGCAAUUGUUUGUGUAGAGAAUACACCUAUGGUAAUUUCAGCUGAUGACCUUUUUUUAAUAAAAAUAUGGGAUAUAAGGACAUAAACUUGUAUUUAAAAUUUAAAUACUGAAUUAAGAAAUUCUAUAAAAUAAAUGCAUAUUAUGAAAAAUAGAUUAUGCUUGGUAACUUCUAAAAUAAUAAUGUUUAAAUUUGAAGAAAAUAUAGAAAAAAAUAAUAAAUAAAUGCAAGAUUUAUAUUGUAUUAAUUUAUAAGGAAAUAUAAAUGAUAAUAAACUUUAUGUAUGUACGAAUAAAGACUUAAGGGUUUAUAAUUUAUUAGAUGGAAAAGCUAAUUAUGUAAUAUAAUCGAAAAAUGAUUUUAUUGAAAGCUUUAAUCUUUGUCUCGGAAAAAAAAUUAUUUUAGCUUCCAAAGGAGAAAUAAAACUUUAUAAGGGAGAAAAUUAUGAAGAAAUAUAGAUUAAAUAACCUUUUAAAAAUAGAGAAUAUUUCGAUAUUAUUUUUGCUAUUAAAGUUGAUAAUUUUAAUGGGCUAAUUACUAUGGGAACUUCUAAUGGAGUUAUUACUAUCCACAAAGAAAUUUCAAUGGAAAUUUUAAGAAAAAUAAAUCUUAAAAGAAAUAUAAAAAUAAUUGAAUAAUCAGUUUAUCAUAAUAUUUUAAUUAUUUGUGAUACUUAAAAUUAAAUACUAUUUUUUAAUUACGAAUAUUGUAAAAUUAUGACAGUAUUAUAAAUAGAAGAUGACACAACAUGCAUUAAGUUUAUGGAUGGAUAUGAGAGUAUUAUAUUGUCAACUUUAAAUGGAGAUAUAUUUAUAAUAGAAUUUAAUACUAAUGUUGA